CGAAGCAUCAUCCGCGCGCAUGCGCAGAUUAUAGAUUAUUACAUACAUGAUUCCGUAACGGAACGGAAUUUCACCUGUCAACCAGCGAAGAUUCGACAGCCAUGUGGUACGAGAUACUUCCGCCGUUGAUAAUAGCAAGCUCGGUAGCAGUAGUACCUCAAUGGGCAAUUUGGCACAUAAAUGAAUUUUUUCUGGGAAACCCUAUGCGUAGGGACCUGCAUCAACUAUGGGAUCGCCAUAUGUUUACAAGAGACUGUCGCAUAAGCGGAGCUCCAUGGAAAAAUAGGGGACUACAGGAUAUUCCUGAUGAUUAAAAUACAAUAAAUUCAUGUAAUGCCGUAGUAAUAUGAUAUUCGAUAUGGCUAACAAGUUAUCAUUUAAUUAUAAUCUACAUGUAAUAUAAUAAAUUGUAUACAUAAAUACAUAUGACAUUUAAUAUAUUUUAUCUACUAUUUCUGACUUCUUAAAUCCAAAAACUAAAUUAUGAUUAUUUAUUAUAGUAUUAAUGAUAAUCGUUAACAUUACAGUUACACAAUAUAAAGAUCAAUUAUUGUAACAAUAUAAUUUAUUAUUAGUAAUAAAAAUAAAAUAGUAUU
Molecule: messenger RNA, 596 nt
Organism: Pogonomyrmex barbatus (red harvester ant)
Lineage: Eukaryota; Metazoa; Arthropoda; Insecta; Hymenoptera; Formicidae
Product: NADH dehydrogenase [ubiquinone] 1 alpha subcomplex subunit 1-like
Source: RefSeq, a predicted model, not a curated record